Molecule: messenger RNA, 1631 nt
Organism: Camellia sinensis
Lineage: Eukaryota; Viridiplantae; Streptophyta; Magnoliopsida; Ericales; Theaceae
Source: RefSeq, a predicted model, not a curated record
GAUAAUUUGUAGUUACAGCCUACAGGUCGGUUGGCGGUGCAACCAGGCAAAGUAUUUAUUAGCGUAGACUUGCUGCACUUCACUUUUUCCUUCUCACCAUACCCCUCUCUCUCUCUCUCUCUCUCACUCUCACUCUCACUCACAGACAUUAUUCUCUCUCUAGGAUCCCCCAAUUCCCAAUCCACAGAUUUCCAGAGAAAUAGAUACAGAUACCUACGACGAUCUGGAUUAACCACCAUGGAUCUACCUCCAGAAGAGCUCCAAUUCCUUUCCAUUCCAGACAUCUUGAGGGAAUCAACCUCAAUCCCUAAACAAUCCCCCAAAACUUUCUACCUCCUAACCCUAACCCUAAUUUUCCCUCUCUCCUUCGCAAUCCUAGCUCACUCUCUCUUCACUCACCCUCUCCUCACCCAAAUCGAAUCCCCAACUGGUUCUCACUCCUCUCAAUGGACCAAGCUCCUCAUCUUUCAGUUCUUCUACCUCAUCUUCCUCUUCGCUUUCUCUCUCCUCUCCACCGCCGCUGUAGUCUUCACCGUCGCCUCUCUCUACACCUCCAAACCCGUCUCCUUCUCCUCCACCAUCGCCGCCAUUCCCCGCGUUUUCCGGCGACUCUUCAUCACCUACUUGUGGGUUUCUCUAAUCAUGAUCAUCUACUACAUUGUGUUUGUGGGUUUUCUGGUUCUCCUUGUUAUAGCUGUCGAUACCCACAAUCCAAUUUUGCUUUUUUUCUCAGUGGUUGUGAUUUCCAUUCUGUUUCUUGUUGUUCAUGUUUACAUCACUGCUUUGUGGCAUUUAGCUAGUGUGGUUUCGGUGCUUGAACCGGUUUUCGGGUUCGCGGCGAUGAAGAAGAGCUAUGAGUUGUUGAAGGGGAGGACCCGAAUGGUAGUUGUGCUUGUUUUCGGGUACCUGGCUAUUUGCGGGGUGAUUAAUGGGGUUUUUGGAGCUGUGGUGGUUCAUGGAGAGGGUUAUGGAAUUUUUGUGAGGAUUAUGGUUGGUGGGUUUUUGGUUGGGGUUAUGGUGAUUGUGAAUUUGGUGGGUUUGAUGGUGCAGAGUGUGUUUUACUAUGUUUGCAAGAGUUAUCACCACCAGGGGAUUGACAAGAGUGCUCUGUAUGAUCAUCUUGGAGGUUAUCUUGGAGAGUAUGUGCCCCUCAAAAGCAACAUUCAAAUGGAGAACUUGGAUGUUUGAGGCCAUGGUGAGAUGAGAAUGUUGCAAAGAGGAAAACUUUGAAAUGGCCGGGCGAGUAUUCAAUUCUGUUUCUUGGGUACUCCUAUUUGUUAGUCAGAAUCAUGGUUUUAAAUAAUGUAUUGAUAUAUGUAUCGUUAUCGGUGGAUAUGGAUAGGUGUCAACUGAUAUUUAAAACCAUUAGAAUAAAGGUGAGGAAGGUCCUUGUUUUUUGUUUUUGGAUUUUGCUCGACUGUAGUAGUCUCAUGUAAUGUUCAAUGCUGGAAAUGUCGUGGUGUUUAAUGAUCAUGUGUUGUAAACAGACACUAGGUAGGAGAGAUUGAUUUUGUUGAUUCAAUUGGAUUGCCAAAUGAUCAUACAUGGGUAAUAUUAUUUUUCAAAUUUUAGUGUAUUUGUUAAUAUAUGUUUGUAUGCUAUGGAAUGGUGCAAAGAGGAAAGCUUUGAAA